Messenger RNA from Cercopithifilaria johnstoni, 246 nucleotides. The record is from the annotation of a GenBank genome assembly. NCBI's taxonomy places the organism in Eukaryota, Metazoa, Nematoda, Chromadorea, Rhabditida, Onchocercidae.
AUGUGUUGGGAUGAUAAGGAACCAUCAUCAUCAUCAUCCCAAAGAUGCGUUUUGCUUCAUUUUACCAACUUUCCUCCACCCCCUCCUCCUCCACCUGCUCCUCCUCCUCCUCCUCCUCCUUCAACUCAUCCUCCUCCACCCCUUCUAUUUCUCAUCACUCUUCCACCAACCAUUUCCUUCCUACCUUCACUUCUAUCAUUUCAUCAAAUAAAAAAAGAAGCAAAAGAAAGCUUAAGGUAUCGGUGA